This is a messenger RNA of Manacus vitellinus (golden-collared manakin), 1957 nucleotides long. RefSeq names its product formimidoyltransferase cyclodeaminase (gene FTCD). The transcript is spliced from 15 exons. Gene Ontology annotation, molecular function: folic acid binding; transferase activity. The record is from RefSeq and is a predicted model, not a curated record. The coding region runs from base 275 to 1900 and encodes 541 amino acids. NCBI's taxonomy places the organism in Eukaryota, Metazoa, Chordata, Aves, Passeriformes, Pipridae.
AAGUGAUGAUGCUCCUGUUGCAGUCUCUGUCCCAUCCGGUAGUCGCAUCAUGUUGCUGAAUUCAGCAGAUCUUUUUCUUUAUGUGGCAUCACUUUCUUGUCACAAUUAAUUGGUGCGAAUCAAUGCAGUUAAUGAGAAACCCCAGCUUGGGAAAGAGGCUGCACGUUGGGUGCUUAGAGGCUUUUGCUCUGCAGUGGGACAGGAAAGGGCAGGAAACCCACAGGGUGCGAAGAGCUGAGCCGGGUGCUGCAGGGUGCAGGCAGAUCCUGAGACCAUGGCGAAGCUGGUGGAGUGUGUCCCCAACUUCUCGGAGGGGAAUAACAAAGAGGUGAUCGAUGCACUGGGACAGGCCAUCUCCCGGACGCCGGGCUGUGUGCUGCUGGACGUGGAUGCAGGCGCCUCCACCAACCGCACCGUCUACACCUUCGUGGGGUCCCCUGAGGCAGUCGUGGAAGGGGCGCUGAGCGCAGCCCGAGUGGCUGGGCAGCUCAUUGACAUGAGCCGACACACGGGUGAACACCCUCGGAUGGGGGCACUGGACGUCUGCCCCUUCGUGCCAGUGAUCAAUGUCAGCAUGGAGGAGUGUGUCACCUGCGCCCACAUCUUCGGGCAGCGCUUGGCAGAGGAGCUGGGGGUACCUGUUUACCUGUACGGAGCGGCAGCGCGGGAGGAGAGCAGGAAGGCCCUGCCCUCCAUCCGUGCCGGGGAGUACGAGGCGCUCCCCGAGAAGCUUGCAAAACCAGAGUGGGCUCCUGAUUUUGGGCCCCCAACCUUUGUCCCCCGGUGGGGGGCCACGGUGACGGGUGCCCGGACCUUCCUUAUCGCGUACAACAUCAACCUGCUGUGCACCAAGGAGCUGGCUCACCGCAUCGCCCUCAAUAUCCGCGAGCAGGGGCGCGGCCCCAACCAGCCCGGGCGCUUGAAGAAGGUGCAGGGUAUCGGCUGGUACUUGGAGGAGGAGAAUAUAGCCCAGGUCUCAACAAACCUGCUGGACUUUGAGACCACGCCGCUCCAUGCUGUCUACGAGGAGGUCUGCCAGGACGCAAAGGCAUUGAAUCUUCCUGUGGUGGGGUCCCAGCUGGUGGGACUCAUUCCCAAGAAGGCCAUGCUGAAUGCAGCUGAGUUUUACAUCAAGAAGGAAAAACUCUUCAUCCUGGAGGAAGAACAGAAGAUCAGGCUGGUGGUCAGUCGGCUGGGCCUGGACUCCCUGUCUCCAUUUCGCCCCCGGGAGCGCAUCAUCGAGUACCUGGUGGAGGCAGGAGAGGUGGACGGGGGGCUGGUGUCCAAGCCCCUGGGCACCUUUGUGCGGGCAGUCGGUGGGAGGUCGGCAGCGCCGGGAGGAGGCUCCGUGUCUGCAGCUGCAGGUGCCCUGGGAGCAGCGCUGGGCUGCAUGGUGGGGCUGAUGAGCUACGGGAAGCGGCAGUUUGAGGACCUGGACCCCAUCAUGAGGAAGUUGAUCCCCUCGUUCCACCAGGCCAUGGAUGAGCUGGUGGCAAUGGUGGAUGCUGACUCCUGUGCCUUCAGCAGCUACAUGGAAGCAAUGAAGCUGCCAAAAAGCACCCCUGAAGAGCGGGAGAGGCGCAUGGCUGCCAUGCAGCAGGGACUGAAGACGGCCGUGAGGGUGCCCUACGCCCUGGCAGAGAAGGUGAGUGGGCUCUGGCCUGCUCUGAAGGAACUGGCACAACACUGCAACCUGGCCUGCAAAUCCGACAUCCAGGUGGGAGCCAAAAUGCUGGAAGCAGCUGUGUUUGGAGCUUACUUCAAUGUCAUGAUCAACCUCAAAGACAUAACGGAUGAGAAGUUCAAGCUUGUGAUGUCCCAGAAGGUCUCCGGGCUGCUGGAAGAGGCAAAGCAAGGGUCAGCACUCGUGCUGGCACUGCUGGAGAAGCGGGUGGCCUGAGGAGGGCUUGGGAGUGGUCUGGGAGUUCUGCAGUGGCAAAUAAAGCUGGGAAACCCA